AUGACUUCGUUCUCGAUAAACAGCAUACUCGAUCUACAAGAGACUAAGAACGGCUCUCCUCAAACAAGCCGAGCUCAUAAAAGUACGUUUGCCUUUCAAGAGGAAAUUGAAGAACAGACAGAAUACAGAGAUGGUAGAAGAUCUCCAAACACCAGCUCUUCGCUUGAUAGAGAAGAUAAGCUUACUUCUUAUGAAGGUAAACUCUAAGUAUGCUCCCUUUGUUCUCUAAAUCGGCCAACCGGUUGUUUGUUCCCGAAUCUAUCCUAAAGCUAUUUUAGUCGAUGAGGUGCUCCAUUACAAGAGCGUUUCCUCCCUUGAUUCAGUCGCUCUAUUUCACUAUAAUUAGAUUGAGUGCUGCUAGACUUUAAAAAUAAGUUCUGUACUCCAGACUUAAACGGUAAAUUUAAAAACAAUUCUUUCUGUUGUAGAUAUAUUCCUGUCCUCAUAAGAAACUCCAGUCAGUAAGGGGAAAGACAUAUUGAUUCAUCGUCUUGUUGCCCAUUCUUAUUUCCUCUUCUUAUUGUCCAAUGACUCAAAUUUUCACAAAAAUUUAUUUUCAGCUGACUCCACAGAAAGGCUUGAUACAGAAGAUUUUAGCCAUGAGAAUGGAAAUAGACUAGAAACAGAUAUCCCGAACACAAAAAAGCGAAAGCGACGAGUUUUGUUCACCAAAGCGCAAAUCUAUGAGCUGGAAAGACGUUUUCGCCAACAAAGAUAUUUGUCCGCCCCAGAACGCGAACAGCUCGCCAGACUUAUAAACCUCUCUCCAACGCAAGUGAAAAUUUGGUUUCAAAAUCAUCGGUACAAAUACAAGAAACAAGUGGGUGAUAAAGGACAUGUACAUAUUACGGGAGAUAGCGGUUUCCCGGCUUAUAUGAGCGGCCCUAGAAUUGUACCUGUUCCACUAUUAGUCCACGAAGGACAACCUUGUUAUAGACAUACGAGUGUUUCGUCGAGGCAGGAAUUCACUAACUUGAAUGGAAUCACGGCAUAUCCACCGGUUCCGUUACUGUACUCAAACUCUCUGUAUAAUAAUCGAUACUGGGGUUUUUCUUAG
Molecule: messenger RNA, 1057 nt
Organism: Porites evermanni
Lineage: Eukaryota; Metazoa; Cnidaria; Anthozoa; Scleractinia; Poritidae
Source: the annotation of a GenBank genome assembly